AUGACAAUCGCAACUUAUCCAUGGUGGAAAGAUUCCACUAUUUAUCAAAUUUGGCCAGCUUCAUAUAAAGAUUCAAAUGGAGAUGGUGUUGGUGAUAUCCCAGGUAUUAUCUCUACUUUAGAUCACAUCAAAAAUUUGGGUGCUUCAGUCAUUUGGUUAUCACCUCAUUAUGAUUCUCCACAAGAUGAUAUGGGUUAUGAUAUCGCAAAUUAUGAAGCCAUUUAUCACAAGUAUGGUACUAUGGAUGAUAUGAAUCAAUUGAUUGAUGAAGUUCAUAAGCGUGGCUUGAAAUUGAUUUUGGAUUUGGUUGUUAAUCACACUUCUUCAGAGCAUGCUUGGUUUAAAGAAUCAAGAUCUUCAAAAGAUAAUGCUAAAAGGGAUUGGUACAUCUGGAGAAAACCAAAAUAUGAUGAACAAGGUAAUAGACAUCCUCCAAAUAACUGGGUUUCAUAUUUUUCUGGUUCGGCUUGGGAAUAUGAUGAAGUCACUGAUGAAUAUUAUUUGUGUUUAUUUGCUAAAUCACAACCAGAUUUGAAUUGGGAAAAUGAGGUUACUAGAAAUGCCAUUUACAAAUCAGCUUUAGAAUUUUGGUUCAAAAAGGGUAUUGAUGGUUUCAGAAUCGAUGUUGCUUCCAUGUACUCCAAAAAUCAAAAAUUCGAAGAUGCUCCAAUUGUUUUCCCAGAUACAGAAUGGCAACCAUGUGGUGAAUAUCAUGUUAAUGGUCCAAGAGUCCAUGAAUUUCACAAGGAAAUGUUUUCAAAAGUUACCUCAAACUAUGAUGUUAUGACUGUUGGUGAAGUUGGUCAUUGUUCAAGAGAAGAUGCCUUGAAAUAUGUUUCUGCUAAAGAAAAAGAGUUGAAUAUGAUUUUCUUAUUUGAUGUUGUUGACGUUGGUUCAAAUAAAUCUGAUAGAUUCCGUUAUGAAGGUUUCAGCUUGAAAGAUUUCAAGGAUGCAGUUACAGUUCAAUGUGAUUUUAUCAAAGGUACAGAUGCAUGGUCUACUGUCUUUAUUGAAAACCAUGAUCAACCUCGUUCAGUUACUAGAUUUGGUAACACUUCCAACAAACAAUUAUUAAACAAAUCAGCUAAAUUAUUAACUUUAUUACAAACCAGUUUGACUGGUACAUUAUUUAUUUACCAAGGUCAAGAAAUUGGUAUGACUAAUGUUCCAAGAUCUUGGGAUAUUAGUGAAUAUAAAGAUAUCAACACAAUCAACUAUUGGGCUGAUUUCAAAAAGAAAUAUCCAAAUGAUGAUAAGAAAGCUGAUGAAUUAUUAGACCUAAUCAACUUGUUGGCUAGAGAUCAUGCAAGAUCACCAGUUCAAUGGGAUGAUUCUCCAAAUGGUGGCUUCACAACUGGUACUCCAUGGAGUCGUGUUAAUGAUAACUAUCCAGAAAUCAAUGUUAAAGCUCAAACUGGUGAUCCAAACUCUGUUUUAUCAUUCUGGCAAAAAUCAAUCAAAUUAAGACAAUUUUACAAGGAUGUAUUGAUUCAUGGUGAUUAUGAAGUUCUAGAUUAUGAAAAUGAAAAACUAUUCACAUACACCAAGACCUCACCUGAACAAAAAGCUUAUGUUGUUUUGAAUUUCGCCAAUGAAGAUGUUGAAUUCAAACCUUUGAUUGAAGGUGAUUUCCAAUUGGUCAACUCAAAUGUUGAUGAUAUCAAAGAAGAUGUUUUGACUCCUUAUGAAGGUAGAAUCUACUUGGUUAAAUAG
Molecule: messenger RNA, 1713 nt
Organism: Hansenula anomala
Lineage: Eukaryota; Fungi; Ascomycota; Saccharomycetes; Phaffomycetales; Wickerhamomycetaceae
Gene: AAM2
Product: glycoside hydrolase family 13 protein
Exons: 1
Coding region: 1-1713 (570 amino acids)
Biological process (GO): oligosaccharide catabolic process
Molecular function (GO): alpha-amylase activity
Source: RefSeq, a predicted model, not a curated record